AUGGCUUCAGACCAGCAAAGGGACAAAAUACAGGCAUGGCUUGAGGCAUUUCAUCGAGGCAGUGCCAGUCUCGAUGCAGAGUCCUGGUGUCGUGAAUUCAUGACCGAAGAUAUCGAACUCCAGUACGCCAACAAUCCGGUUUUGAAAGGGGCCGAAGUGCGAGCCAUGUUUGAACAAGUCUUUCCGCAACUGGACUUGAUGGAGCACGAGAUUUUAUACUUCGACUUCGUCGCACCGCGCAUAUACCAGGCAACGCGCAUCCGGUACCGUGUGAAAGGAGACCUCCCCUCUCAAGAUAUCAGUAUCCCGGGGUUUGGAGCAUUCUACAUGCGUGAGGGCCAUGACGGUUCUUUUAAGUGCUAUCGGGCAGAAGUGUACCUUGAUCCGAGCCCUGUGUUUGCAAGGAUGGCUGAGAAGAGUGCUGAGCAGCCUUGA
Messenger RNA from Exophiala dermatitidis NIH/UT8656, 435 nucleotides. RefSeq lists its product as uncharacterized. The record is from RefSeq and is a predicted model, not a curated record. Lineage: Eukaryota; Fungi; Ascomycota; Eurotiomycetes; Chaetothyriales; Herpotrichiellaceae. The coding region runs from base 1 to 435 and encodes 144 amino acids. The transcript has 2 exons.